AUGAACUCGGAUAGUACCAAACAGAAUGAAUGGUAUACAACUUCUUGUAGUAACUGUACAUUUACAUUACCUGUACGAUAUCAAAAUUUAGUACUCAUUGAACAGAAAACUUAUGCUAGUAUAGUUCAUGCCACAGAUACUACCACUGGUAAAUAUGUAACUAUUAAAAAAUUUCUUCACCCAUUUCAAACUCACAUAUAUGCAAAACGAACCUAUCUAGAACUUAAACUACUCAUUUAUCUCAACCAUCCUGAUGCACAAUUUAUUCAUUCAGCUGGUAUUAUUGUUCGGGAUUUAAAACCAACAAAUAUUGGAGUUGAUCAAAAUAGCAAUGUUACAAUUCUUGAUGUUGGAAUAGCUCGUGUUGCACCGGUUGGUUCUGACAUUGAUGGUUUUAUCACCAAAAUGUGGUGUGCACCAGAACUAUAUCUCAAUGAGAAUAAAUAUGAUGAAAAAGUUGAUAUUUGGUCUGUUGGAUGUAUAAUGGCUGAAAUAAUUCUAAGUAAACCACUUUUUCAGGGAUAUAAUACAAUUGAUCAGUUAAAUAAAAUGUUUGAAAUUAUUGAUACACCGGAUCUUGCAACAUUACAAGAGUUAUGUACACCAGAAGCAACUGCUUAUAUUAGUCGAAUGAAACCUAAAACCAAAAGAAAUUUCAAUGAAUUGUUUGGUUUUAAAUAUGAUCCAUUAACACAAAAAACAAUAUCUGGUGUUUCACGAGAAGGUAUUGAUUUUCUCGAUCAUCUUCUAUCUUUUGAUCCUCGUCGGCGUCCGACUGUUGAACUAGCUUUAACUAUUGUAUGGCAAAUGGUUCAAGAGUUUUCACCACCAUCUUGGGCUAAUGAUAAUUCAAUGAACGAUUCAUAA
Molecule: messenger RNA, 867 nt
Organism: Rotaria sp. Silwood2
Lineage: Eukaryota; Metazoa; Rotifera; Eurotatoria; Philodinida; Philodinidae
Source: the annotation of a GenBank genome assembly